CUGCCUGGGGUAUAGUAGCAAAGCGAAGACUUACUACAGCGGUCCGCGCAUUCUUCUUCCGAGAAAUUGUCCCUUCCGUCAACUACAUCUCUCCGCCCACCCGUAAAAGUUGCAACGCGUCGCUUGCCCGUUGGGGGUCUCUCCCGGCUGGUUUACGAGGCUCCAGGACCCCGAACAAAACAACUGUAAUUGCUUCGAGAGGAAGCAACUGGAGGCAACAUGGCAGGGUCCGUCUCCAGGGUGCUGGCCAGCCAGGCGCUGAGGCCUCUCUGCUCUCCCGGAGGGAGGAGGAUCCUGGUCAGAAACCUUCAGACUGAAAAUCAUGAUUCAACACGCCUUGAAACCUCCUCAGCUAAAACGUUAAUGGACAUAGGAACUAGAAGGAUCUUCUCUUCAGACCAUGAUGUCUUCCGGCAAAGUGUGAGAAAAUUCUUCCAGGAAGCUGUGGUACCAUAUCAUGGAGAAUGGGAAAAAGCUGGCCAAGUAAGCAGAGAGCUCUGGGAAAAAGCUGGACAGCAGGGGUUGCUUGGUAUCAAUAUAUCAGAAGAACAUGGAGGCAUUGGAGGGGAUCUGUUCUCUUCAGCAAUCGUUUGGGAAGAGCAGAUGUAUGUUAACUGUUCAGGCCCAGGAUUUAGUCUUCACUCUGAUAUUGUCAUGCCUUAUAUAGCAAACUAUGGAUCAAAAGAGCAGAUUAAAAAGUUCAUUCCAGAAAUGGCAGCAGGCAGAUGUAUUGGUGCAAUAGCUAUGACAGAACCUGGAGCUGGAAGUGAUUUGCAGGGUGUGAGAACAUUUGCAAAAAAGGAUGGCAGUGAUUGGAUUCUAAAUGGCAGUAAGGUAUUCAUUUCUAAUGGCUGGUUAUCUGAUUUGGUUAUUGUUGUGGCUGUUACAAACCGUGAGGCCCGUUCCCCUGCUCAUGGCAUUAGCCUCUUCCUAGUAGAAAAUGGUAUGAAAGGCUUUGUCAAAGGGUGUAAGCUUGAAAAAAUAGGACUUAAAGCCCAGGACACGGCUGAGCUAUUUUUUGAAGAUGUUCGCUUGCCUGCCAGUGCGCUACUUGGCCAGGAGAACAAAGGCUUCUAUUAUCUAAUGUCAGAGCUUCCUCAGGAAAGGCUCUUGAUUGGUGAUAUGGCAAUUGCUAGCUGUGAAUUCAUGUUUGAAGAAACAAGAACCUAUGUUAAACAACGAAAAGCUUUUGGGAAAACAAUUUCACAUUUACAGACCGUGCAACAUAAGUUAGCAGAACUGAAAACACAGAUUUGUAUAGGUCGGACAUUUUUGGAUAAUAGUAUUGACCUUCAUUCACGGAAAUGCCUGGAUUCCAUUACGGCUUCAAUGGCUAAAUAUUGGGCUUCUGAUCUCCAAAACAAUGUGGCUACUCAGUGUGUGCAGCUUCAUGGAGCAUGGGGAUAUAUGUGGGAGUACCCUAUUGCAAAAGCUUUUGUGGAUUCUCGUGUUCAGCCAAUCUAUGGUGGUACUAAUGAAAUAAUGAAAGAGCUCAUUGCAAGAGAUAUUGUAAGCAACAAGUAGAUGCAGUUCCAUUUUACCCUACAGAAAAUUAAAUCUUGCAAAAAGAAAAUUAGGAAGGACAGCAUAUAUCUAACUGAAGAAGUGAAAUAAUCUUUUAAAAGCUGUAAAACAUUAAUAACAAAGACUAUGUGUUUCUUAGGCUGACCUUUAAUGUUUAAUAUUAAAUCACUGUCUGUCUUUGGUGAUAUAAAUUCAAACACAUAGAACAAUG
Molecule: messenger RNA, 1735 nt
Organism: Candoia aspera
Lineage: Eukaryota; Metazoa; Chordata; Lepidosauria; Squamata; Candoiidae
Gene: ACADL
Product: acyl-CoA dehydrogenase long chain
Exons: 11
Coding region: 220-1524 (434 amino acids)
Biological process (GO): long-chain fatty acid catabolic process
Molecular function (GO): flavin adenine dinucleotide binding; long-chain fatty acyl-CoA dehydrogenase activity
Source: RefSeq, a predicted model, not a curated record